AUGACGAGUUCGUCAGAGGACGCAAUCGGACGGAGGUCAGAAGUUGCCGAGAGACCAAUGCGAGCACAAAACUUGUGCUCGAUCUCCGCGUUGGAAACGAUCGGAGGUGGAGGGUUGGGACCAGCUGCGACUGGCGGCGCUCUUGGACGAGGCGACGUGCCAGAGGCAGAUGGCGGCGAGGCUUUUGGGGGAGGCGGAGCCGGAGCCGGAGACGGAGGCGGAAGUGGAAGGGGUGGGAUGCGCGGAGAAGAAACAGAGGAGGUGUCGAUUCGAGCCGAGCCAAGCCAGCCGAGAGAACCACCCUCUCCAUUUUCCGGCGGGUCCCUCACAGGACGCGUGUCGAUAUCUGGGUGGUACGCUCUCGCCACGUCAGCAGAUGACGUGGAGCUCACGAACCACUGA
Molecule: messenger RNA, 402 nt
Organism: Eucalyptus grandis
Lineage: Eukaryota; Viridiplantae; Streptophyta; Magnoliopsida; Myrtales; Myrtaceae
Product: calpain small subunit 1-like
Exons: 2
Coding region: 1-402 (133 amino acids)
Source: RefSeq, a predicted model, not a curated record